This is a messenger RNA of Vicia villosa (hairy vetch), 1218 nucleotides long. RefSeq lists its product as uncharacterized. The coding region runs from base 1 to 1218 and encodes 405 amino acids. Lineage: Eukaryota; Viridiplantae; Streptophyta; Magnoliopsida; Fabales; Fabaceae. The record is from RefSeq and is a predicted model, not a curated record. The transcript has 3 exons.
AUGGCAGAGAUUAGGGCUCAGAUAGGGACUACUAUGGGUCAAUUUUUGGAAGCUAUCCAAAUCGUUACCUGUGGACAAGGAGAGUUAAGGCAGCCUGUUCAGAGGCCAGAUGUUACUGUUGAUCCAAGUGGCGUUCAUCAAAAAGUCGUCAAUCCUACCUCAGAGGUCCCUUUGAAUCAGAAUGUUAGAAACACUAUGCGAGUUCCCGUCAACGAGGCUCCGCACCGUGAGAAUCUUUCUGUUUCGUCAUAUGAUACCUUUAAGUUUCCAAUGGAUGAAGAUGAGGGUAAGCUUCGUCUUUUGGAUAAGAGAUUGAAAGCUGUUGAGGAUCGUGAUUGCUUUGGUUUGGAUGCUGCUAGUUUAUGCCUGGAUAGUCUUAGUGGGGCAUCUCUUGAAUGGUAUACCCAGCUUGAAAGGACCAACAUCCGAACUUGGAAAGAUCUAGCCAAGGCCUUUUUCAAGCAUUACAAACAUAACAGUGAUAUGGUUCCUACCAGAAUUAAACUUCAGAGUUUGACUCAGAAGGUUGACGAAUCCUUUAGAGAGUAUGCACAGAGAUGGAGGGAGCUAGCUGCCAGAAUUCAACCUCCCCUUUUGGAACGAGAACUUAUAGACAUGUUCAUGGACACUUUACAAGAUCCCUAUCUGAAUCAGAUGGUUGGAUGUGCCGCUUCUGAAUUCUCAACUUUGGAUGGUGAAGAAACAAGUACAAUUUCAGAAGUUGAAGAGAAAGAUCAUGCUUAUUCUCCCGUUCAGAUCCCUUGCUAUCAGAUGACAGAAAUUAUCCCUGAUCAGGAUGCUCCGCAAAUCUGUGCUGCAACUAUUAGCCAGCCACCAGUUCAAUUUGUGCAACAAGAGCCUGUUCUAUAUAAUCAAUCAGUUAAGUAUGCUCAGCAACAACAGCAAAGAUAUAAACAAAAUCGUCGACCACAAGGUGGGCAGAAUCUGAGAAGGCCAAGAAGGGUACAUGAACCAAUCCCAAUGCCUCAUAGUCAGUUGCUCUCUCAUUUACUUCAAAAUUCUUUAGUGGAAUUAAAACCGCUGGGGCCUCCUCCUUUUCUUUAUCCUGAAGGAUAUGAUCCCAACGCCUACUGUGAGUUCCAUUCCGGGGCACCCGGCCAUUCGAUUGAAGAUUGCAAUGUAUUCAAAGGCACAGUUCAAAACCUCAUUGAUUCCAAGGCAAUAUGCUUCACGCCAAACGGUCUGCGCAUAAAUUGA